GAUAUCCUGUACAUGAGUUCUCAGAAGGGUAACGUGGGAAGCUUUGGUUUUUCAUUUCGGAUUGCUCUUUAAAAUUGAUCGAGCGCCAGUGCAGUGUGGUACAAGUUGCUUUGUAUACUAUGUGACAUGUAGCGUUAUAUCAUCUUUCGUUUAAAAUCUGUCAUGUGGGGCCAUUAAAAGUAUCCGCCUACAAAAAUACAGAUGGAUGGGAGAGUCUGUGCGAGAUUUUAUUCAUAAUUAUGUUAAUCUGAUAGUGAUUGAUGUUUUUAACUGGUGAUGAGAUAAGAAGGAAGGAUCGUAAAAAAUGAACAUGUGUUGUCAUGAGUGGAAAUUGGAAAACAUUGCGAAAGCGACGUUUUACGUGCAGGUUCUGUGACAGCAUUACGGAGACCCCGGAAACUACGUGUUUUAGAUGAGGACAGGCAGGAUGCAAGCGUUUGGGGAAUCAUGCACGAGGACCGUGUCAGUUUUACCAAAACUUAAGUUGAAGCCAGAAGUUCGUCAGUACCUCAGUAAUGCAUUUCAGAAUAAAGAGGUGAGGCUUUUCCUUGUGUCUUUUCGUGAUGUUAUUGCAAAGACCGAAGCCCGUACCUAGACACUGUGCUUCAGCUUAAUCACCAAGACAAACUCCGUGUAUAACAUCCGGGAAGCUGAACUAAGCCACAUAAUAAGAUGAGGUUGCUGACCGAAGUGGAUGAACAGGAGGCAGAGAAAAAGUUCGAGGAGCUCCUCACCUACCUGUCCCACCCCCCGGGCUUCACCUGCGUGAGAGCCAGCACCCACCUGGAGUCCCUGGAGACCAUCAGAGAGCAGCUGGUGGAGGAGCUCCAAAAGCAGGUGGCAUGGUCCUCAGGCGUGGGGCCAGUCCCAAUAUUUACACACCCACAGGUUCCCGAUGUUCUGCUCAUCCGUGUUACCGGACCCCUGUCUGUCUGCCGGCAGAGGUCAGAGGUCAUCGUAGGAGCACAGUGUGGGAAUUCCGUGCUGCGGGGGGCUCACGUCUUUGCGCCUGGCGUUUUGUCUGCCCCUAAAUACAUGAAGGCUGGGGAUUCAGUUGCAGUUUGCUCCGACGUCGAGGGUAGGUGCACGCGGGGGGCGACGGACUUCCAGGGCAGGAAGGUUUUUCUGGGUAACGGGAUUGCUGUGAUGAGCCGCGCGGAGAUCUUCCAAGCGGAUGAGCCAGUCAGGGGGGUGGCAGUGAGGGUGCAGGAGCCUGUGUACCACAGCCCCUGUUUCGAUGGUCUCCUGCCCAGACUCGUCUUCCUACAGAACCUACCUUCGGUGGUGGUGAGCCAUGUGUUGGGUCCACAACCAGGUGAGAGGAUCCUGGACAUGUGUGCAGCCCCUGGGGGGAAGACCUCGCACAUCGCCGCCCUGAUGGGGGGUCAGGGGGAAGUAAUGGCUUUGGAUAAGAUCGCCAGCAAGGUGGAGCGGAUUCGCCAGAACGCCUCGACCCUGGAGUUGGAUUGUAUCGCGGCUUACUGUUUCAACAGUAUCCGGGCUGUGUGUGCUGAUCAGGCCCAGGUUCCAGGAAAUGGCGGGCCACCCUUCCCCCCAGAGAGUUUCGACAGGGUUCUGUUGGACGCCCCCUGCAGCGGCCUGGGCCAGAGGCCCAACAUGGCGUCCUCCUUGAGCCUGCGUGAGGUCACGUCCUACCAGCCUCUGCAGCGCAAGCUCUUCCAUGCAGCCGUGCAGCUGCUGCGGAGGGGCGGCACCCUGGUGUACAGUACCUGCACCAUCACCCUGGCAGAGAACGAGGAGCAAGUGGCCUGGGCGCUCUCCACCUUCCCGAAGCUGACGCUACAGCCGCAGACCCCUCACAUCGGAGGAGAGGGGAUGCUGGGGGCAGGCCUAUCACGUGACCAGCGCCGCCUGGUCCAAAGGUUUAGCCCGCGCCAUGAUCCCAGUGACUCGGACCUGGUGGAGAGAGACCCAAACAGCAUCCUCCAGCAGGCCAACGCUGACACCAUCGGCUUCUUCAUAGCCAAGUUCCAGAAGACCUGAGUGGCAGCCCACCCCAGAGGGGGGAGAAACCCAUGACAAGCAGCUCAGGAAGCCUGCAGGAGUGAAGUACGAAUCGUUCUCGCUGACCGGAAACCAUCCCCCUGUGACACCGGCCAGGAGCACCAUAUACGGAGCACCCCCCCCCCCCAACGGUUGUCUUGGAGAUGGUGACGGCACGGCUGUCAUGGCAACGGCUAUGUGACGGCAGACGGGGAAGUUGAGAACGGAGGAGAAAGUGAUUUAUCACUCAAAUCGCGUCUUACUGGGCGGCGACAGGACUGAGGAUUAUUUUUAGAGGGCAGGUUCUGCGUGGGGCUUAUUUUGAACACUUGUGUGCUGUAUUUAUUAUUUUUUUUUGUAGUACUAUUGAAAUAAACAUUUUGCAGUCCUUUAA
Brienomyrus brachyistius is the source of this 2398-nucleotide messenger RNA. RefSeq names its product NOP2/Sun RNA methyltransferase 6 (gene nsun6). The record is from RefSeq and is a predicted model, not a curated record. Gene Ontology annotation, biological process: RNA methylation. The transcript has 12 exons. Bases 673 to 2004 code for a protein of 443 amino acids. Gene Ontology annotation, molecular function: methyltransferase activity; RNA binding. Lineage: Eukaryota; Metazoa; Chordata; Actinopteri; Osteoglossiformes; Mormyridae.